Molecule: messenger RNA, 774 nt
Organism: Symbiodinium natans
Lineage: Eukaryota; Dinophyceae; Suessiales; Symbiodiniaceae
Source: the annotation of a GenBank genome assembly
AUGCCCUGCACCACUAUAAUUCCUGCUAGGGUUCAUAAGCCCUUUCAGGGAUUUGAUUUCGUCCCUUUAAGGCAGACGUCGUCUUGGUUCGUGCGGACCAUUUCCGGGAUCUCGGAAGGCGGGCGCCUCGCACUCAAAGCCGUUUUCCCCGAUGCGCCCCAGCGGCCGCCAACCAAGCCGAAGCUGAUCUCGGUGGGGUUCGCGCGCACGGGUACUACCAGCUUUGUCACGGCCUUGAAGCAACUUGGCUACACCCCCUGCCACGACAACGAAGUCGUGGAAGUUGCGAGCUUGCUGGCCAAGCGCUUCAAUGACACGCACCCCAUGCCCGUGGGGGACUUCCUGGAGGAGUUUGGCGCACAGGGGUUCGACGUCCUCUUCUGGUUCUCAUACGAGAUUGUCGAGUGGGUCGUGCAGCACCCCGAAGUGGACAUCAAGUUCGUCCUGACCUCUCGUGACAGUGGCCGCAAGUGGGCCGAAUCGUGGGAGCGCAUCCGAAACAUGAUCCCUCGGGACAAGUUGCUUGAGUUCAACAUGAAGGAGGGCUGGAAGCCGCUGUGUGACUUCUUGGGCAAACCUGUGCCGGACACCCAAUUCCCGCAUGUCAACGACCGCGUCGUCAUGCGGGCCUUGCUAGGCACCCUGAGCAUGAUCACCUGGGUUUGGCCCAUGCUUCCCCUACUCCUGGCCUACUUCGUGUUUGCAGUGCUUCGUCACUUCCGUCGGUUUGUUACGUCUGGACAAGACAAGAGCACUGUCAAGAAGCGACAGUAG